Macrosiphum euphorbiae (potato aphid) is the source of this 294-nucleotide messenger RNA. NCBI's taxonomy places the organism in Eukaryota, Metazoa, Arthropoda, Insecta, Hemiptera, Aphididae. The record is from the annotation of a GenBank genome assembly.
AUGUCGAUGAAAAAAAAUAAUUGUAUUGGGUACGGUUUGGACUUGAUCGUCCGCCGUUUCUUCGACCACCUGCCCCAGAACCGGUCCCUUCCGUCACGCCUGAGGAGAACGCUGCGGAUCGAGCAUUCGAAGUUCGUACCAAUGGAACGCAUUCUAGGUUGGCGGCCCUCGGCACUCGUCGUAAACAGUCGACAAGCGAUGACUACGAAGUACCAACUACCGAGGCCAACGUUCACCUGGAAACCCCUUCAAGGUCAAAGAUGCCCAUCGACCAUUGGAUGUCACAUCAUAUAA